This is a messenger RNA of Toxotes jaculatrix (banded archerfish), 3721 nucleotides long. Its product is annotated as major facilitator superfamily domain-containing protein 6-A-like. The record is from RefSeq and is a predicted model, not a curated record. Gene Ontology annotation, cellular component: plasma membrane. The transcript is spliced from 7 exons. Lineage: Eukaryota; Metazoa; Chordata; Actinopteri; Toxotidae. Bases 258 to 2627 code for a protein of 789 amino acids. Gene Ontology annotation, biological process: antigen processing and presentation of exogenous peptide antigen via MHC class I.
AUGGCAGCGUCAGAACAGGUGCGAGCUCCGGUUCAACGAGCCGCCGUUGUUCUGUACACAAAGAGGGCAGAGCCGGAGAAACUCUUCUAAUUCACGUUACAAUUCAAACGUCAACUCUUUGACGUGAAUUCAGACGUUAACCGCGUAACGGAAGUCACGGUUAUGAUCGGUUUUCUGAGCGACAUGUCCCAGCGAAGAGAGAAAAUUUCAGCAGACUGCGCAGUCAUAGUUUAAUGGGAGUGGUGACCUGAGCAGAUAUGGCAGCUGACGACAAGGUUGCCAUCCUGACAGACGACGAGGAGGAGCAGAAGAGGAAGUAUGUGCUGGCCGAGCCGUUCAACACCGUGUCGGUGGAGCGGCAGGGUGGGGUCUCCACGACGCCUGCGCCCACCACGGACGCUCCACCCGGAGAGCCCCCGUCCUCGCAGCCUGACUCCAUCGACUGCUGCGAGAGGAUGUGCCUUCGCAUCAACAGCCACCUCCUCAUCUCCAAAGUGUUCUACUUCUUCUUCUACGCCGCUUACGGCUCGCUGCACCCUCUGCUGGCCGUGUACUACAAGCAGCUCGGCAUGUCGGCCAGCCGCAGUGGGCUGCUCGUCGGCAUCCGCUACUUCAUAGAGUUCUGCAGCGCCCCCUUUUGGGGCGUGGUGGCCGACCGCUUCAAGAAGGGGAAGGCCGUCCUGCUGUUCUCUGUGCUCUGCUGGUUGGUGUUCAACUGCGGCAUCGGCUUUGUCAGACCGGCUGAGAUGAAGUGCGAGGAGAAAGGUGCUGCUCCUGUGACGCCUGUGACGACGACUCUCCCUCACGGUAACAUGACACAUCCGAGCAACUCCACCAACCACACCAGGACUCGCCGAAGCUUUCUAGAUCUCCCUGCGUUUCCUGAACUCCUCAACUUCAGCGAGCUCCACAGACAUGAACGAAGCGCUGACGCCAACACGUCACCCCCCUCCAAGCUGGAUAACACUACCCAGCUCACACCAAACACCACCCGACCCACCAGCACCACAACCACCACCUCCCCUGCUCCAACCAAAGCCAAGGAGUACCAGAUCAUCUACAACCAGGACCAGGUGGAGACCAUCUUCCUCCUCAUCCUCCUCGUCAUCAUCGUGGGCGAGUUCUUCAGCGCCCCGGCCGUCACCAUCGUGGACACUGUCACGCUGCAGUACCUGGGUAAAGCCCGCGACCGCUACGGCCUGCAGAGGAUGUGGGGCUCCCUGGGCUGGGGUCUGGCCAUGCUGCUGGUGGGCAUCUGGAUCGACCACACGCACAUCACGGUCGUGAUCGACGGUGUCGGCUGCAUCCUGCCCGACUACCGCCUGCACAACUACCAGAUCGCCUUCAUCGUCUUUGGUGUGCUGAUGGGCGUGGCAUUUGUUGUUGCCACUCAGUUCUACUUUGAAAAAGGCGGUGACUACCAUCAGGAGCUUCCAGAGGGGGCGGUGGAGCAGGUGGACAGCCCGAGGUCAAUACCAGAGUCCAGCUCCUCGGACCAGACUCCCGUGAGUCCCAGUGCCGCUGAGGAGUUCCACUACAGUGAUCUGCUGAGGCUGCUCUGCAGCGUGCGCUACAGCUCUGUCCUGUUCGUCGCCUGGUUCAUGGGCUUCGGCUACGGCUUCGUCUUCAGCUUCCUCUACUGGCACUUGGAGGACCUGAAGGGGACGACCACGCUGUUCGGAGUCUGCUCCGUCCUGAGCCACGUCUCAGAGCUCGCCGCUUAUUUCACCAGCCACAAGUUCAUCGAGCUGGUCGGACACGUCAGGGUGCUGUACAUCGGCCUGGCCUGCAACACGGCUCGUUACCUGUACAUCUCCUACCUGCAGAACGCCUGGACCGUCCUGCCCAUGGAGGUCCUUCAAGGUGUGACCCACGCCUCAGUUUGGGCAGCUUGUAUCUCGUUCCUGAGCGCUGCGGUGCCGCCUGCACUGAGGACGUCGGCGCAGGGGAUCCUGCAGGGCCUCCACCUCGGUCUGGGCCGCGGCUGUGGAGCCAUGGUGGGAGGAGUGUUCGUCAGUUAUUUUGGUGCUGCAGCUACCUUCCGAGGAAUCGGCAUGGCCUCCCUCGUCAUCCUCCUCAUCUUCUCCUUUAUCCAGUGUUUGACUGGAGAGACAGAGGAGAAAGAGGACAAAAUAUUAGCAGAGAACAUCCCUGUCCCCUCCAGCCCGGUUCCCAUCGCCACCAUUGAUCUGGUGCAGAGUCAGAACGCCGUCGGUAGCCCGGCCCCGUCCCGCCAGGCCGCCGUCUUACCCGUCAAGAAGACCAAGCACCAGGAGGAUCAGGAGGACGUGACCCGGCCGGCCUGGGUGCUGUCUGGAGCCCCGUGGGUCACCAUCGCCUUCGCCCUCGUUCAGAUCAAAGAAAUGAUGAACAUGGCAAAGACCGGGGGACCGCCACCAGAGACGCACCCGCUGCAGGCACCUAAUGAGCGGGCGUCAGCCGAGUACGAGGUGGUGGUGACGUCACGCAGAAAUUCAAGUGAUGACGGCACAGAUCCACCGCCAGCCAUCUCAGAACCACCCACGCAGCCAGACACCGCCCACCCUAACAAAGACCAAACGCACCCGUCCUCAGACAGAGGAGGGCCUAAAGAGAAGCCGGCCUUGGCAGCAGAAAACACACACUGACUUUAUGUUUGGAAACUAUUUAAUUUACUCACACUGAGCUUUAAACUCGGUGUCAGCAUUGUAUAGGUUUAUUGUAAAAACAUUUUGCCUGUAUAUGAUCAUGAAAUAGGGAAGUAACGUCCAGAGACAAUUGGAAAUGUUACUAGAAUUAAUUUGUUGAUUGAGUUAAAUGGUUUAAACUUAUUUUAAUGAGUUGUUUUUGCAGCUGGGACUUUGGCCUAAAUGUUUGGAUGAAAGAGAAGGUGUUUGGGGGUUGGUUGCACCUCAGAGGUAACCAAAUCCAACACACCUCCGAGCUCUAUGCACUAUUUGAACUGCCCUUCAUCAUCUUCUAUCCUGGUACUGGUCUGUGGCCUGGUACUGGUCUGUGACCUGGUACUGGUCUGUGGCCUGGUACUGGUCUGUGACCUGGUACUGGUCUGUGACCUGGUACUGGUCUGUGACCUGGUACUGGUCUGUGGCCUGGUACUGGUACUAGUACUAAAAUAAAACAGUGUUUUGCAAAUUCUUUAAAUUAAUUUAAUCUUAUUCCAGCGCUGGAAAGACGUCACUUCCUUGGUUUCAGAUUUCAUCUCCUCUUUCUUGUCCUUGAAGCCUCAGCGGAGGACGAGCUGCUGUCUGAGGGGGACGGGUGAACGCUGUAUACUUGUAUAAUUUUCUGAGGAGCAAACCGAAGGAGUUGUAUGAAGAAGUGCCUCUCUUAAACCUACUGUAAGCCUCUUAAUCAUCAUUGUUGUUCCAAGUUAUUCUCACAUGAUGUCAAGCAAGGUUCCCUUUACUGUAACACUCCUACAGAAUGAGCUGUCGUCCUCAGUGUGGGAUAUCUGAGGGGUUUUUAAAGGUGCAUUCCACUGUUUUUGUAUUGAAACUGCCAAUAACUGACACACACUAUAUCUCUGAUCUUUGUGAUCUUCAUGCCAAACAGUUCCCAGUAUUGAUCGUUUUUGUGUGGUCUGAGAAGGAAAACCUGAGGAAUAACUGUCAUAGAAAAUGAAAGCUGUCAUGAAGGCCAAUAUCAGCCCUUUAAUGCAGUAUCAGUGUAAUCUCACUCAUGUUGGUAAAAACUGUUAUUAAAUGUUGUGUUGAUAACGUAA